Molecule: messenger RNA, 2001 nt
Organism: Pipistrellus nathusii (Nathusius's pipistrelle)
Lineage: Eukaryota; Metazoa; Chordata; Mammalia; Chiroptera; Vespertilionidae
Source: the annotation of a GenBank genome assembly
AUGUCCAGAGCAACAGGGAACCAGACCUCCUCUGGGACCACAGAAGACUAUUCCUAUGGCAGCUGGUACAUCGAUGAGACCCAGGACAGCCAGCAGCUGCGGCCUGAAGGGGUAGUGCCCUCAUGCCACCCCAGUGUGCCGCCUGGCCUCCUCCAUACCUGCUUGGCCGUGCUGUCGGUGGUUGUGUUGCUGCUGCUGGCCAUGCUGGUGAGGUGCCGACAGCUCUGGCUCCAUGGUGGACACAGCAGGUCUGGGCUGCCCAGCCCUGUGGAUUUUCUGGCUAUGGAUGGGCCCUGGACCGUACCCACUGCUAUCUUUAUGGUCCUCUUCAGUUCCCUGUGUCUGCUGCUCUCGGCUGAGUCCUCGCUGCCCUUCCUCAUCCUGACUUCACCAUCUACUCAAGAUGGGGAAACUGAGGCUCCAAGAGGACCCUGGAAGAUGCUGGCUUUGCUCUAUUACCCUGCCUUCUACUACUCCUUGGCCGCCUGCGCCACAGUCAGGCAUGUAGCUGCAUACCUGCUCGGCAGUGUGUUGUCCUGGGCUCACUUUGGAGUCCAGAUCUGGCUGAAGGCAGAGUGUCCCCAGGCACCCAAGAUCUACAAGUACUACUCCCUGCUGGCUUCCAUGCCUCUCCUUUUGGGCCUUGGAUUCCUGAGCCUUUGGUACCCGGUGCAGCUAGUGAGAAGCUUCAGCCAUAGGACAGGAUUUGGCUCAGAGAGGCUGCACAGUAGCUACCCUGAGGAAUACCUGAGGACCCUCCUUUGCCUGAAGAAGCUGAAAAGCAGCUCCCACACAUCCAAACAUGGCUUCCUGUCCCAGGCCUGGAUCUGCUUCAGACACUACAUCUACAUUCCACAGCGAGGAUUCCGACUCCCAGUGAUGCUUGUGCUUUCAGCCACCCUGACAGGGACGGCCACUUACCAGGUGGCCUUGCUGCUGCUGGUGGGUGUGGUACCUACCAUCCAGAAAGUGAGGGCGGGGAUCACCACGGACAUCUCCUACCUGCUGGCUGGCUUUGGGAUUGUGCUCUCAGAGGACAGGCAGGAGGUGGUGGAGCUGGUGAAGUACCACCUGUGGACUCUGGAAGUUUGCUACAUCUCGGCCUUGGUCCUGUCCUGCUCACUCACCUUCCUCGUGCUGACCCGCUCCCUGGUGACACACAGGGCCAACCUGCAAGCACUACACCGUGGGGCCGCCCUGGACCUUGGUCCCCUACCUCAGAGCCCUCACCCCUCUCGCCAGGCCAUAGUCUGUUGGAUGAACUUCAGCGCUUACCAGACUGCUUUUACCUGCCUUGGGCUCCUGAUACAGCAGAUCAUCUUCUCCCUGGCUACGAUGGCCCUGGCCUUCCUGGUGUUUAUGCCCAUUCUUUAUGGCAGCAACCUUCUGUUCCUCCAAUCACUAGCAUCCUUAUGGCCUUUCUGGCUGACCUUGGCCCUGGCUGUAACCCUGCAGAACAUGGCAGCUCACUGGGUCUUUCUGAAGACUCACCAUGGAUGGCCAGAGCUGACCAACCGCUGCGCGCUCUAUGCAGCCACCUUCCUUCUCUUCUCCAUCAACAUGCUGGUGGGCAUCAUGGUGGCCAUUUGGCGAGUGGUCCUCUCCGCCCUCUACAAUGCUGUCCAUCUUGGUCAGAUGAACCUCAGCCUGCUGCCACUUAGAGCUGCCACUCUUGACCCUGGCUACCGCACAUACUGUAACUUCUUGAAGAUUGAGGUCAACCAGUCGCAUCCAGCCAUGAUAGCCUUCUGUACCCUGCUCCUGCAAACACAGAAGCCUCAGCCCCAUCCAACCCCCCAGGAUGGCCUCAGACUCAGGAUGGAAGAAGAAGGGAUGCAGCUGCUGCAGACCAAUGACCCUGUGGCUAAGGGAACAGGGCCCAGAGCCCGCAGAGGCAGGGUUCGCUGGGGUCUGACCUACACGCUGCUGCACAACCCGGCCCUACAGACCUUCCGGAAGAGGGCCCUGUCAGGUGCCUGGGCCAAUGGCACCCAGUCCUGA